Messenger RNA from Ectocarpus sp. CCAP 1310/34, 1632 nucleotides. The record is from the annotation of a GenBank genome assembly. NCBI's taxonomy places the organism in Eukaryota, Phaeophyceae, Ectocarpales, Ectocarpaceae.
AUGGAUUCUUCGUGCACUUCAUGUAAUCAGACCAACAGCCUCGGGAUAUUCGAGGGGAUUCGACUCACACUCGUGUGCAAGUCAUGCGCGUCAACCGCACUCAGUGACGAGGGUGACCCCAUCGUUUGCUUCUCCAAGGCCAGGGACCUUUUCCCUACGAUACCGCCGAAGCGCGUGAAACAAUUGAUGUCUACGCCGCGACGCAACCCCCACUACCGUAACGCCGCGCCUAUGCGCAUGUAUUCGGUGGCGGAGCUGAGGGUGUUGCAAGGCGCGGUGGACCAAGAGUGUGAGGCCAAGGCCGCUCAGGUUGCACAGAAGCGACAGGUCCGGCUCGAGCGGUUGACGAGGGUGCACGGCAUCAGCCCCGCUGCUCCGCUGCACCAUGCUCUAUUCUCUCACAUUUUCGGGGAUUAUCUGUGGGCGGCACACCCGAAGCAAAAACUGAAGCAGGUCAAGUACAGGUUUUCGGCACACGACAUUUCAGUGCGGCUGUGCUCGCCGGACCCCGUUGCGGCCAUGAAUUAUUGCGAGAACCGCGGCAUCACCGCGUUCGUGUACGACCAGCUGCGGCGGGCUUUCGAGUACUCGCUAUUUGUGUCUACACGCGCCUUCCGGUUGGAGGGGGUGGCUAUCUCGCGCUACCUCUGCCCAUCGGAGCUGGCUGAACUAAAAAACGGACCUCUGUCCCAAAUUCCGGCGAGCGUCGAGCGACUGAAAAAAAACGCACCAAGAAUGCUACGCAUGGCGCUGCAGGGCCAGGGGAGUUGUAACAUAAGUAGUACCGAGGUCGAGCGAAUGAUGAAGUAUCCCGCGAUGAGAACGAGGGUGCGGCGAUGCAUCGAGUACGCCCACGACCCCGAGACGGUAGCGGCCAAGAUGGCGGAGUUUUGGCGCACGAAAGACGACCGCACGCACCGGCGCCGUAUGCUGCAGGACGCCAUGGAUUUGAGAGGGCUAGACAUUCGGCCCGAUAGCGUGUACUGCCAUGACUACAUCUGUGGUCUGAUAGACGUCGACCUCGAGGAGCUCGUGGGAAUACAGUACAUCACCCGCGAGCUGUUUGAUACCGGUGGCCCGCGUUUCUGGAGCGAGUAUCACCACGCGUGCGAGUCCGCGUACAGGGAGGCGUUGCUCGAGAACGGCAACACCAUGGACCAGUCAAUUAAAAUGGCGCUACGAGGGCGCGGCGGUAAUCAUGUUGUCGANGAGCGAAUGAUGAAGUAUCCCGCGAUGAGAACGAGGGUGCGGCGAUGCAUCGAGUACGCCCACGACCCCGAGACGGUAGCGGCCAAGAUGGCGGAGUUUUGGCGCACGAAAGACGACCGCACGCACCGGCGCCGUAUGCUGCAGGACGCCAUGGAUUUGAGAGGGCUAGACAUUCGGCCCGAUAGCGUGUACUGCCAUGACUACAUCUGUGGUCUGAUAGACGUCGACCUCGAGGAGCUCGUGGGAAUACAGUACAUCACCCGCGAGCUGUUUGAUACCGGUGGCCCGCGUUUCUGGAGCGAGUAUCACCACGCGUGCGAGUCCGCGUACAGGGAGGCGUUGCUCGAGAACGGCAACACCAUGGACCAGUCAAUUAAAAUGGCGCUACGAGGGUGCGCCUCGGGGCGCAGGCGGUGGAACUGA